Molecule: messenger RNA, 3688 nt
Organism: Xyrauchen texanus (razorback sucker)
Lineage: Eukaryota; Metazoa; Chordata; Actinopteri; Cypriniformes; Catostomidae
Gene: b3gnt5a
Product: UDP-GlcNAc:betaGal beta-1,3-N-acetylglucosaminyltransferase 5a
Exons: 2
Coding region: 410-1549 (379 amino acids)
Biological process (GO): brain development
Cellular component (GO): membrane
Source: RefSeq, a predicted model, not a curated record
UAAAGUUGUUUGCAUGAAAAGGAAGUUCCUUUCCCCCCACCCAUUAUGAACCACUCCCUCUGAAAUAGAAGCUCUGCUAACUUCUGCUACCAACACUGCUGCUACAAAAGUUUCCACAUUACACAGACUUACUGAUUACAAAUACUGUGUUAUGGAGUAAAGUGGAUUGUCUUCAUCACAAGUGCAAGUAAGGAUUCACCUUUUUUGUAGAUUGUGAGAUAAAGAACGAAAAAAAGAGGAAAAUGUUUCACAUCUUUGCUUCUAUUAAACCAACACACCUGCACUGAUAUAACAAAGAUGGAACUCGGGCAAGUCCAUACUUGGAAAACCAUUGACGGCAGUAAAUCAGUAUUGCAUUAUUGGACUUGACAAGACAGAGCGGGUUUUAGUGAAUUGUAAAUUUCCCAGAAUGUUCAAGAAUUGCAGACGAGUUCGAAAAUCGACUUUUCUACAGCUUGUCUCAAUGUGCUGUAUCUUGUCAGUGCUCAUGGUUUGUUGGGACCAAGUGGAUCACCAUGUUGUGAGCCAUGUAAAGUCAUACUCCUACCGCUAUCUGAUCAGCAGCUACGACUUCAUCAACAAAAGCCUAAGUGUCAGCCCAAAGGAAGCUGCCCAGUUUGGCAGUUUCCCAUUUCUGCUCAACAACGAGAACAUUUGUAAAGACCAGGAUGUGUUGCUGCUUCUUUUUGUGAAAUCCUCUCCAGGAAACUUCAAAAGAAGACGGGCCAUUCGCUCCACUUGGGGCAACGAGUCCUACAUAAAAAAUGAGCUGGGUGUUAUCGUGAAGGUAGUGUUUGCAAUGGGUGUUCACCCAGAUAUACCUUCUAAGAUUAUCAUACAGAAGACAUUGCACAAGGAACACAUGAACCACGGUGACCUGAUUCAGCAGGACUUUCUCGACACCUUUCACAACCUCACUGUUAAACUUCUACUUCAGUUUCGCUGGACGCACGAGAACUGCGCCCAUGCCCGGUUCCUCAUGACUGCUGAUGAUGAUGUAUUUAUCCAUUUACCUAAUUUGGUACACCACAUUCAGGACCUUGGCAGACAGAAUGUGCGUGACCUCUGGAUCGGCCAUGUGCACCGGGGAGCACCUCCCAUUCGCCAAAAGAACAGUAAAUACUACAUGUCCUUUGAGAUGUACCAGUGGAGCUCCUAUCCAGAUUACACUGCUGGGGCUGGGUAUGUUGUCUCGGGAGAUGUGGCUGCCAAAAUCUAUCAGGCCACCCUGUCUCUUAAUGCCUCUAUGUACAUUGAUGAUGUCUUCAUGGGUAUCUGUGCCAUUUUAGCAGGUGUCUCACCCCAGGAACAUGUUUACUUCUCGGGUGAGGCGAAAACACCCUAUCACCCAUGCAUCUAUGAAAAAAUGAUCACCUCUCAUGGACAUGCGGAUGAUGUCAGGUAUCUGUGGAAGGUUGCAACUGCCCCACAGGUACAAGAGAUAUCCUCUGGAUUAUUGGGGAAUCUGUAUUGCACAGCUGUGAAAAUAAUGCUUCUUUGUAAGCCGUACAAUUCUAACACCUAUUCGUGCAUGGCAGCUUUUACAUAAUGCACUGUGAGUCCAAACAGUAUUUCAUAAUUUGUUUCCUUUUGCUUUCAAUGUUAAAUAUUGUGUAAUUUUUCAAUAAAGAUAAAAGCUAUGCACCUAAGCAUUUGUUUACUGCUGCUGCUUUUUUAAUGUUUUCAUUAUUUUUGGGCAUUUGUAAGUUUAAUAUAUAAAAAAGAAACAUCCUUUCACUUUCAACUGCUUUUAUUUUCAGCAAAUUUAACAAGUGUAAAUAUCUGUAUGAACAUAAAAAGAUUCAUCAACUAAGACAUAAACUGAACAAGUUUCACAGACAUGUGACUAACAGAAAUAACAGUCAGGAUCAAAAGUAACAGUCAGUUUGUGGUGUGGCCACCAGCUGCAUUAAGUACUGCAGUGCAUCUCCUCCUCAUGGACUGCACCAGAUUUGCCAGUUCUUGCUGUGAGAUUUUACCCCAAUGUUCCACCAAGGCACUUGCAAGUUCCCAGAAAUUUCUGGGGGGAAUGGCCCUAGCCCUCACCCUCCGAUCCAAUAGGUCACAGGUGUGCUCAAUGGGAUUGUGAUCCGGGCUCUUCGCUGGCCAUGGCAGAACACUGACAUUCUUGCAGGAAAUCAUGCACAGAAUGAGCAGUAUGGCUGGUGGCAUUGUCAUGCUGGAGGGUCAUUUCAGGAUGAGCCUUCAGAAAGGGUAUCACAUGAGGGAGGAGGAUGUCUUCCUUGUAACACCGCAUUUAGAUCACCUACAAUGACAACAAGCUCAGUCCGAUGCUGCAGUGACACACCGCCCCAGACCAUGAUGGACCCUCCACCUCCAAAAUGAUCCCACUCCAGAGUACAGGCCUUGGUGUAACACUCAUUCCUCCUUCGAUAAACUUCGAUAAAUUAUUAUUUUAAUAACCCCAAUACCUUUUACCUUAAUAACAAAGAAAAUGGAAAAAUAUAAUUCUCAUUACUUUAAAUAUUUUAGAGUUUGGUUUAAUUUUAACAAAAUGGUAGUACUUAUUGUUCUGUCUUUUCAUUUAAGCUAAUAAAUAAUCAGUAAGACCACAAAAAGGUUGUUUUCAUUAACGUUAGUUAACUACAUUAGUUAACAAUCAACAGCAUUUUACGUUGACCAAGAUUAAUAAAUACUGUAAAAAAUUAUAAUGUUCAUUGUUAGUUUAUGAUACCUUACCAAUGUUAACAAAUAUAAUCUUAUUGUAUAGUGUUACGAAAUAAUCAUUAUUUUGUUACUUACAAGUACUGUAUAGUAUUAUAUAAAAAAAUUGUAAUUAAGUAUUUUUUUCUGUGUUUUGUUGUGAAAUGUGAUCUGGGAGUUUUUGUAAGAUCCAUCAUGCUCUGUUUAAAUAAGUGUGUGUGUGGGUUUUUUUUUUUAUUGUUCUUUUAUACUGUUAGUUAAAAUUUUCAUAUAAUGCAUCAUCACAAUAGUGCACACCUUCUUUGUUAAAUAUUAGUAGAGAAGUGUUGUAAAGUAAAAAACUUCUCUGAUCAUUUACUUACCCUCAUGCAAUCCCAGGUGUGUAUGACUUUUUUUCAUCUGCAGAACACAAACAAAGAUUUUUAGAAAAAUAUAUCGGCUCUGUAGUUCAAUACAGUGCAAGUGAAUGGUGACCAAAACUUUGAAGCUGCAAAAGGCACAUAAACACUGCAUAAAAGUAAUUCAUAAGACUCCAGUGGUUUAAUCUAUGUCUUCUGAAGGAAUCCAAUCAGUUUUGGGUGAGAACAGACCAAAAUGUAACUCUAACAUAACUUUUUUACUACAAAUCUUCACACAUGCAGUCUCCUUGCCUGUACCAUGGCUCUGUCCACUUCUGCAUUUAAGUGAGAUGCAACUGAUAAGACCAACAGCAUUUAAUUGCAAACUGAGAUGUGCGAAUUGCACAAAACCUUUCAAAUCUUCACACAUGCAACUUCAAGACCGACUACACUUCCUAGUGUCAUCUACUGCUCUAUGCAUGCGUCAAGCUUUAAUAAGAGUAAUCAAGCUUGAAAUCAUGAUCGUGCCCAGAGACCGCAAUGACAAGAUUUACAUUGAAAAAGGAUUUACAUUUUGGUCUGUUAUCACCCAAAACCCAUUGGAUCGCUUCAGAAGACACAGAUUAAACCUCUGGAGUCUUAUGGAUUACUUUUAAGCUGCGUUUAUGUGCUUUUUAGAGCAUCAC